Messenger RNA from Hyaloscypha bicolor E, 826 nucleotides. Its product is annotated as HAD-like protein. The transcript is spliced from 2 exons. The record is from RefSeq and is a predicted model, not a curated record. Bases 50 to 826 code for a protein of 258 amino acids. NCBI's taxonomy places the organism in Eukaryota, Fungi, Ascomycota, Leotiomycetes, Helotiales, Hyaloscyphaceae.
GGUCUUCAACACCAUUUAAAAUCUUUAGGACUCAAUUUACAUUGCGAUCAUGGGGAACGUGUGGGACGAACGCCCAGCAAAGCUCACUGGCUUCAAGCUAUUGUCAUUUGACGUCUACUCUACAUUAAUUGACGAGAAAGCUGGCAUGUUCACAGGCCUCCGACCCCUCCUCUCACGCCUCCCAACACCAAAUCCCUACAUCAACGAUAAAGUCCAUACCCUGUCCGCCUUCCAGGCCUUUGAAUGGUCCAUCCAACGCUCCCGGCCCACUCUCCGGUACAACGAGCUCCUCCCUCUCGCCUACAAAGCCUUCGCCGCCUCUCUAUCCCUCCCCGAGCCCUCAGAGCAAGAAGCCCACGAUUUCGGAUCCCAAAUCGGCAGCUGGCCCGCCUUCCCGGACACCGUGCCCGCUCUCAAAGCACUGAAGAAGCACUACAAGCUCGUCAUCCUCAGCAAUAUCGACAACGAUUCCAUUGCACGGACGAUUGCUGGUCCAUUGGCCGAUGUGGAAUUCGAGGCUGUGUUCACAGCUCAAGAGAUUGGGAGUUAUAAGCCUGACUUGAAGAACUUUCGAUACCUAGUUGAGGGGGUGAAGAGGGAAUUGAAUGUGGAAAAGGGGGAGAUUUUGCAUACGGCGCAGAGUCUGACUGCUGACCUUGUUUCAGCGAAGACCAUGGGACUGACUAGUAUCUGGAUCGACAGGGAGAAGCAAGAAAAGAAGAUGCAAGAGCUCAAAGAGCAGCUUAAUUUCACCUGGCGGUUUGGGACAAUGGGAGAAAUGGCUGAGGCUGUCGACAAGGAGUUUCAGGAAAUGAAGUCAGGAUAA